This is a messenger RNA of Durio zibethinus, 2856 nucleotides long. Its product is annotated as protein ETHYLENE INSENSITIVE 3-like. Gene Ontology annotation, cellular component: nucleus. Gene Ontology annotation, molecular function: DNA-binding transcription factor activity; DNA binding. The record is from RefSeq and is a predicted model, not a curated record. Lineage: Eukaryota; Viridiplantae; Streptophyta; Magnoliopsida; Malvales; Malvaceae.
UUUUUUUUUUUUUUAAAUACUUUCAAUUUUUCCUUGCUAUUUAAUCCAAAGUCUCUGUUCUUAAUCUUUGUUUGAUUUUAUUACACUUUUUUUCCUUACAAAUCCCCAUUAGUUUCUCCCACUUUCUCUCUCUUUUUAUCUAUCCUUUCACAGUCACCAAACAGGGAUGCAGCCAGCCAUCCCCUUGCCUCUUCUAUCUCUUCAAUAAUUCUCUCUUUAGGGGUAGUAGAAAAGUUCCAACCUACAAAACUAAAACGAUAAUAUUCGUGUUCUCUUCUUCCCUUCCUCUCUCUCUCUCUCUCUUCAUCCAUUUCUUUCUUUUUGGUUUCUCCUCUCAAAGUCUUCUGUGUUGCAGAAUUGACUUUUUUGAGUUCUGUGGAAUAGUCUAAAAUCUGGGUCUUUCCCUGGUUAACUAAGGCCUUGUUUAUUGGGUGAUAUGAAGUAAUAUCAGUACGAACUGAUACUAGGAGAAAAAGGUCGUUUGAUAAACUUGAAGCUUAUUGGUUGAUUCAGAGAUUCCCUCAAUUUUCAGACUUUUUUGGGGUCCUAUCUUGGAAUAAUGAUGAUGUUCGAUGAGAUGGGAAUUUGUGGGGAUAUGGAUUUCUUCAGUGCUCCUCUUGGGGAAAAAGAUGUGGCAGCCUCACAAACUGAACCAGAGGCGACAGUAGAGGAUGAUUAUUCUGAUGAAGAGAUUGAUGUGGAUGAACUUGAGAGGAGGAUGUGGAGGUACAAAUUGCGUAUCAAACGGCUUAAAGAACAGAAUAAGGGCAAGGAAGGAAUUGAUAUUGCCAAACAGCGCCAGUCUCAAGAACAGGCAAGGAGAAAGAAGAUGUCCAGGGCACAGGAUGGAAUAUUGAAGUACAUGUUGAAGAUGAUGGAAGUUUGCAAGGCCCAAGGUUUUGUUUAUGGGAUUAUUCCAGAAAAGGGAAAGCCAGUAACUGGGGCAUCUGACAAUCUUCGAGAAUGGUGGAAGGAUAAAGUUAGGUUUGAUCGUAAUGGUCCUGCUGCUAUUGCAAAGUACCAGGCAGAUAAUUCGAUUCCUGGCAAGAAUGAUGGCUGUAACUCAAUCGGCCCAACACCUCACACCUUGCAAGAACUUCAAGAUACAACUCUUGGUUCUCUUUUGUCUGCACUGAUGCAGCACUGUGAUCCUCCUCAGAGGCGAUUUCCUUUAGAGAAAGGUGUUCACCCACCGUGGUGGCCUUCUGGAAAUGAGGAAUGGUGGCCUCAACUGGGAUUGUCUAAAGAUCAGGGCCCUCCCCCUUAUAAGAAACCUCAUGACUUGAAGAAGGCUUGGAAAGUGGGGGUUCUCACAGCAGUAAUCAAGCAUAUGUCUCCUGAUAUUGCCAAGAUUCGCAAGCUUGUAAGGCAGUCUAAGUGCUUGCAGGACAAGAUGACAGCAAAGGAAAGUGCAACUUGGCUUGCUAUAAUUAACCAGGAGGAGGCCUUGGCCCGGGAACUUUACCCUGAGUCCUGCCCACCUUUGUCCUCUGGUGGAGGAAGUGGGUCUUUGGUUAUAAAUGACUGCAGUGAGUAUGAUGUUGAAGGGGCUGAAGACGAGCCAAACUUCGAUGUGCAAGAGCGCAAACCUGGGAAUCACAAUUCAUCUAAUUUGGCCAUGGAUAUAAUGAGGGCCGUCCAACAACCACCAUAUCCUGUUAAGGGAGAAGUUGUCAAUAAUUUGGAUUUCUUGCGAAAGAGGAAACCAUCCAAUGAAUUAAACAUGAUGGAACACAAGAUCCACACUUGCGAGUUCCGCCAGUGUCCUUAUAGUGAACUUCGCAUGGGUUUCCAUGACCGGACUGCCAGGGACAAUCAUCAAUUAACUUGUCCAUAUAGAAACUCAUCUGCACAGUUCAGUGGUUCAAAUUUUAAUGUUAACGAAGUCAAGCCAGUCAUUUUCACCCAACCUUUUGCACAAUCGAAACCAGCUGCACUAUCUAUGACUUCUGUCCCAACAACCUUUGAUCUUUCUGGACUUGGAGUUCCAGAAGAUGGGCAGAAAAUGAUCACUGAUCUCAUGACAAUAUAUGAUAACAUUCAAGGCAACAAGAACAUGAAUCCUGGUAACAAUCCAGUUACAGAAGGUCAAAAUCUUAUUCAGCCAAAAAUCCAACAGCAACAGGAUGAAUUCUUCCGUGGCCAAGGUGUCAUGAUGGAGGGAAGCUUCUUCGAGGAGUCCAGCAUGCUGAAUAAUCAACAGGUGUUUCCACAAGGGGAUGGUCAAUUUGACCGGUUUAAGAGCUUGAAUUCUCCGUUCGAGACCAACCACAAUAACAACAGCUUCCAGUUGAUGUUUGGUUCUCCAUUCGAUUUGGCUACUUUUGAUUACAAGGAAGAUAUACAAGCAGUUGGGAUGGAUACCAUGCCAAAGCAGGAUGUUUCAAUCUGGUUCCAGUAACAAGGUCAAGGCCAAAGUGGUUUUUUAUCCACCUAGCGCAACUGAGCAGUUUGUUCUUCCAGGGAGGUCUACCUUACUCCUCUUGGUAUGCCUAAGGCCUGGCGACACAUGCACUGGCUAAAACCUUUUUUUUUUACAUGUUAUUGUAUUUUUCCUCCUGUCUGUAGCUGUAGAGGUUAGCAAGUUUAGCAGGACUUCAUCUGGGCUUCAAUAAAAAAGUGGAAAGACCUAUGAUCCUGCUACUUAUUUACAUAGAAUGUGACUGUCUCAUAAAUAAGUUAGUUGUAUUUUCUCUGUGGUUUUCUCUUUCUUUCGUUUUCACCUGUUGUUUUGAACUUUUAGUCAGUUUUCUACCAUUAUCAUGUUUGGGUAGGAAUCUGAUUAUGAGUGUUUUGUCCUGUAAUGGGUACAUAGUGGAUGGGUCUGUUGAAUGGAAACUGUUGUCUUUUAAUGAA